Molecule: messenger RNA, 453 nt
Organism: Iphiclides podalirius (scarce swallowtail)
Lineage: Eukaryota; Metazoa; Arthropoda; Insecta; Lepidoptera; Papilionidae
Source: the annotation of a GenBank genome assembly
AUGCCAACUAACAUAACUAAUAAAGACUGGUAUUUGGUGCCCGUCGUGAAUCCCGACGGCUAUGCCUAUACGCACACGAACGAUCGGCUGUGGAGAAAAAAUAGAGCUCGCAUUGGUAAUUCACCAGUUGGCGUGGAUCUGAAUAGAAAUUUUGGUGAGACGAUAACGUUUCCCUGGUGUUUCACGUCUGACCCUUGUCCAGAUUAUGUGAAUCUACUUGAAGGUGCAACAGUUAUGGCCAAGGCUAUAUUCGAUACGUCUGGUCGUAUGUACAAAGUUGGCAAUUUCAAGGACGUGAUGUACCCAGCCUCUGGGACAAGUAUUGAUUGGAGCUAUGGCAUUGCCCGCAUACCUUUCUCAUAUCUAGUAGAGCUGAGAAGCAAAGAGUAUAAAUUCUUGUUGCCGAAAGAGCAGAUACUGGACUGUUGUACGGAGAUCAUACCGCUGCUUUCG